This is a messenger RNA of Cyclospora cayetanensis, 804 nucleotides long. RefSeq lists its product as uncharacterized. NCBI's taxonomy places the organism in Eukaryota, Apicomplexa, Conoidasida, Eucoccidiorida, Eimeriidae. The coding region runs from base 1 to 804 and encodes 267 amino acids. The transcript is spliced from 6 exons. The record is from RefSeq and is a predicted model, not a curated record.
AUGCAGUGCCACCAGGCACUACAACAAAGGGCUGUGCUCCGCAGCCAGCAUUCUCGCCUGCUGCAGAAGAUUGCCGCUUGCAAUGUGGAAGUAGAGGAGUCAAUGAUGACUUCUGAGCGCCUCAAUUCUUGUCUUUCUGAGUUGGAAGAAGCAAUGCGGAGGCAAAAGGAUGCCUAUGAAAAGGCAGUGGAGAGCAGGAACGUGACUGGGGUGCAGCUGAUAGACAGGGGUCAUAUUUCGAUCCUCGUGGCGUGUGUACUCCUCAGCGCUGAGCCUGACAUGGAGGAGUUACUAGCGAAGGAAAAGGAACUACAACAGCGCCUCAAUGCCCAGAAGGUAAAACUGCUGGAUCUCCAGCCCAGGAUUGAGGAACUAGACGAAGCUAACAAGACACAUGCGGCCAGUCCCAUAUAUGUACUGUAUGUAGAUUUGUGCAUAGCUGUCAGUAUAUGUAUUAGCUUCAGAGCAGCACAGGCACGUUCAAAAACGAAUACAAUCCACCGACACUUGGAUGCUCGCAUGCCCACAUGCAUACACAUAAAUACUAGUACUGGUGCGCACUCCACAAAUGAGCAAACACACUUGGAUGGUGAUGAUCUAUACAGCAAAACUGAGUCGGGUCGGGAAGUGGCCUUCGAGCUUAUUGAGACGUUGGGAACUUUGCAACAGCGUUUGGGGGAAAUAAGCAAAAAGGAAAGAUGCCUUCGUGCGGAGACAAUCAUGUACAAAGUGACGAAAGCCUGUGCUGUGUUGCUUUUAGACAAUGCUGCCCCAGCUAACCCGGAUGCAGGAGGAGCUGACUGA